AAGCAUCCGUCGUGCAUAUUUGUGUACUCGUACACGCGCGCGUAUGUAAUACGCGACAGUGGUGUCAGUGGGUUGUUUUUUUCCUAUUGUUUUCUGUUGCUCCGAUUCUCUUUCUCCGAUUGGAACCGAUACCUGCGGAAUCAACGGCGGCGGCAGUAGCUGCCGCCGAGCUUGGUGAGGAUAAAUCGCGGUGCGAUUUUUCGCCAAAAGGACGGAUCCACGGCUGAUUACUGAUAACUGGAACAGGAAACGUAGUGCGUUCGCCAAGGACGAGAACGUCAAAUUUGGAUUGGUGGUGCUCGUGUACUCAACGGAAAUAUCGACACGCGUCUAUAUCUGACUAAACUCGUGGAGGAGAACGUAUUCUCGGUCGGACUAUGCGUCGCCAGGACGACAGUGAUCGCUGUGACUGAGUGAUCCUCGGAGGAAGGCGCUUACGAAAGAAGGAAGCAUUUUCGGAGCAAGUGGAUACAGACAUAUAAAAGAAACUCGGAGAAACGAGCGUAAGAGAGUGAGAGAACAAAAAGGGAGAGUGCGAGAGGGGGUGAAAGAGAGAUUGAGAGGGUGAGAGUGCGCGCGAGAGAGAGAGAGAGAGAAAGAGAGAGAGGGAGAGAGAGAGAGAGGAGGAGAGAGAGAGAGAGAGAGAGAGAAAGAGGGGGAGAGAGAUAGAGAUAGAGAGAAGGACAGAUUCGGAGCGCCAGCGGGUGUGCGUGGCAGAAGAGAGGAGAGAAAAAGAGAGAAAAAGAAAGAUUUCGGUUCUCCAGCCAGCGCGCGCUGACAAAAGCUCGUGGUUACUGGUGCCGCGAGGACGCGAAAGCGGACCGUGCACGGGUCCUUGUAGCGCGUCGCGCACCCCCGGAGGCGGCGCGAAAUUAUGAAGCGUAUAAAGUGCGCCCUACUAGCUGCCGCAGCUGCCGUUGAUUGUGAUAGCCGCCGGUGAAUGUGUGAUCCGGGGGCAGCAGAGAUCCGCCGGGAUGACGACCGAAGGGACGACCGAGCAGCCCCCGGUAGACGACUGCCUCAAGGAGCGGAAAUGGUGGUGCUUCCUGCUGUCGAGCAUCUUCACCUUCCUCGCCGGGCUGCUGAUCGUGCUCCUCUGGCGUGCGUUCGCCUUCCUCUGCUGUCGCAAGGAGCCCGAACUAUCUCCAAAUGACCCGAAGCAGAAGGAACAGAAGACGGCCCGCCAGGGCAAGGAGUUCGAGGGGACUUUUAUGACCGAGGCCAAGGACUGGGCCGGCGAGCUGAUUUCCGGACAGACCACCACUGGACGUAUCCUGGUGGUGUUAGUUUUCAUUCUCAGUAUAGCAUCGCUUAUAAUAUACUUCAUCGAUGCCUCCAGCGAAGAGGUGGAGCGUUGCCAGAAGUGGAGCAACAACAUUACUCAGCAGAUAGACUUAGCUUUCAAUAUAUUUUUUAUGGUCUACUUUUUUAUACGCUUUAUCGCCGCCAGUGACAAGCUGUGGUUCAUGCUGGAGAUGUAUUCGUUUGUGGAUUAUUUUACGAUACCACCGUCCUUCGUGUCGAUAUAUCUCGAUCGGACGUGGAUCGGACUGAGGUUCCUCCGAGCCCUACGACUGAUGACGGUCCCUGACAUCCUCCAGUACCUAAACAUUCUAAAGACAUCGAGUUCUAUUCGUCUCGCCCAACUCGUAUCCAUCUUCAUCUCCGUCUGGUUGACCGCUGCUGGCAUCAUUCAUUUGCUUGAAAACUCAGGGGACCCUUUCGAGUUCAAGAACCCACAACAGCUUUCGUACUGGACCUGCGUGUACUUUCUGAUCGUAACGAUGUCCACGGUAGGAUAUGGCGACGUUUUCUGCCAGACGGUUCUCGGCCGCACAUUCCUAGUAUUUUUUCUACUCGUCGGUUUGGCAAUUUUUGCUAGUAGCAUACCCGAGAUAAUAGAGCUCGUAGGCAGUAGGUCCAAGUACAGCGGCGAGUACAAGCGGGAGCAUGGAAAGAGACAUAUUGUCGUGUGCGGUCACAUCACCUACGAAUCAGUCUCGCACUUCCUCAAGGAUUUCCUACACGAGGAUCGCGAGGACGUCGACGUAGAAGUUGUCUUCUUACAUAGGAAAGAACCGGAUCUCGAAUUGGAGGGUCUCCUCAAGAGGCAUUACACGACCGUGGAGUUUUUUCAGGGCACCAUGAUGAAUGCCGUGGAUCUGGAGCGCGUCAAGGUACACGAAGCGGACGCGUGUUUGGUACUGGCGAACAAGUACUGUCAGGAUCCGGACGCGGAGGACGCGGCGAACAUCAUGCGCGUCAUCUCCAUCAAGAACUAUUCGGACGACAUUCGCGUUAUCAUUCAGUUAAUGCAGUAUCACAACAAGGCCUACUUACUAAACAUUCCAUCGUGGGAUUGGAAGCAGGGUGACGAUGUUAUAUGCCUGGCGGAGUUGAAACUAGGUUUUAUCGCGCAGUCCUGCCUCGCGCCUGGCUUCAGCACUAUGAUGGCCAAUCUCUUCGCUAUGCGUUCCUUUAAGACGAAAUGGUUGGUUGAUUGGUACCAGUCGCCCGAUAUGCAGGCUUGGCAGAAUGACUACCUGCGUGGAACCGGAAUGGAGAUGUACACCGAGACACUGAGCCCUACCUUCAUUGGAAUGCCCUUUGCGAAAGCCACUGAGUUGUGCUUCACAAAACUGAAGCUCUUACUGCUGGCCAUCGAAAUAAAGGGCGAAGCAGGCUCGGACAGUAAAAUCUCGAUUAACCCACGUGGUGCCAAGAUCGCUGCAAAUACUCAGGGAUUCUUCAUUGCUCAAUCGGCUGACGAAGUGAAGCGGGCGUGGUUCUAUUGCAAAGCAUGCCACGAGGAUAUUAAAGACGAGACUCUGAUCAAGAAGUGCAAGUGCAAAAAUUAUGUGGGGAUGAUGAUGAUGCAGACAGGGAUGGUGAAGGGCAACACUGCCUACAGCAGUUACCUCGACGUGGCCACAUUCCGGAAAGGCGUGCGAGCUGUUCAGAUGGUUGGAAGAGCAAGUGAAGACCUCUCGUACGCAAACGACCACCAUCCUCCCCCCACAUUCACUCCGCCAGAACUGCCCAAGAUGGUUCACGUAAGAGGUGAGAUCAGUCGUGAACGAGAUGAUCCGAAUGCCAUGAGAAAUCAUCGAAACUCUGUUGGGAUGACCAUGAUAAAUUCUACGAAGCAAGUGAACAAGGUGAAACCGAACGUAAACCGCGCGGCGAAUGACAGUUUGUCCAGUCCGAAUCAGCCGUAUAAUCAGAGAUCGCAAGAGGAGUCCGCAUACGCUGGCUACCAUCUCGCCUACGAAGUCAAAAAGCUCAUGCCAACGAGCAGAGCCUCGGGUGGCACGAACGUCAACAACAACGGUGGUCUUCAGGUCGGGAUCGCUGACGAUCAAGCGAAAGAUUUCGAUUUCGAGAAGACCGAGAUGAAGUACGAUUCAACGGGGAUGUUCCAUUGGAGUCCCUCACGCAACCUCGAAGACUGCAUAUUGGAUCGUAACCAGGCGGCGAUGACAGUUCUUAACGGACAUGUCGUUGUCUGCCUGUUCGCCGAUCCCGACUCGCCCCUCAUCGGACUGAGAAACCUUGUCAUGCCAUUACGAGCUUCCAAUUUUCAUUACCACGAGCUUAAACACGUAGUGAUAGUUGGGUCGGUGGACUACAUACGCCGCGAGUGGAAAAUGCUGCAGAAUCUACCGAAAAUAUCGGUUCUAAAUGGUUCACCACUAAGUAGAGCCGAUUUGCGUGCCGUUAACGUGAAUCUGUGCGACAUGUGUUGCAUCCUGUCGGCAAAAGUGCCUAGCAACGAUGACCCCACCCUCGCCGACAAGGAGGCCAUCCUCGCAUCCCUUAAUAUCAAGGCUAUGACUUUCGACGAUACAAUUGGCGUGCUUAGCCAAGCAGAUAAUGAACAAGGUAAUUUGACUGCAGUUGGCAGCCCGAUCGUCUUGCAGCGGAGGGGAUCCGUUUACGGAGCGAAUGUGCCAAUGAUUACAGAACUUGUAAAUGACAGCAACGUGCAGUUCCUUGACCAGGACGACGACGAUGACCCGGACACGGAACUCUACCUCACACAACCGUUUGCCUGCGGCACUGCCUUCGCAGUCAGCGUGUUAGAUUCUCUUAUGUCCACGACAUAUUUCAACCAAAACGCGCUGACUUUGAUUCGGUCACUGAUCACCGGUGGAGCCACGCCCGAGUUGGAACUAAUCUUGGCUGAAGGAGCAGGUUUAAGGGGGGGUUACAGUACGGCGGACAGCCUGGCCAAUAGAGAUCGGUGUCGCGUUGGUCAGAUCGCGUUGUACGACGGGCCAUUGGCUCAGUAUGGCGAGGGAGGCAAGUACGGUGACCUCUUUGUCGCAGCAUUAAAGUCGUACGGAAUGCUGUGCAUUGGUCUGUACAGGUACAGGUUUCGAGACACUAGCUCGUCGUGCGACGCCUCUUCCAAGCGAUACGUGAUCACAAAUCCACCCGAUGACUUCACAUUAUUACCUACGGAUCAGGUUUUCGUGCUGAUGCAGUUCGACCCGGGUCUUGAAUACAGGCCGAGCAGAGGUGCCCGAGGCAAGGAUGACUCCUCCUGAUUGUUGCUGUGUAGCGCCCUCACCGACGGACCAUAUUCCUACAUCUAAUCAUGCGUUAGAUAGAAACCAUCAUGCCGUCCAUCGUCCCUGCAACCGUUUUGCCUUCGCCGAAGAACACCAUCGUCAUAUAACGUCGCGCGCAUCAUCAACGAGUUGUCGCGACUUACAAAAUAGUUCACAAAACAGAUCGCAGCCAUGUCCGUUCCCUCGAUAGGCCGGUACACACAGAGACGUGGUACAAGCGUAACAUUUACUUGCCGAUUCGACUCCUCGAAGAUUUCAUUUCGCUUCGUUCGCCGUGCGACGCGAUUAUUUUCAUCAAACCAUCGAAUAUCUCGAGGUUGAUGCGCGAGUCGUAAGGAUGAAGACUCGGAAGCCUAACACAAACGAUAGUCGUACCGAAGCGGGAGAACGAGGAGAGGAGGAAAUGCAAAAUGCGAGGAUGCAGGAUAAUAUGCGAGAGGAAGAAGACGCAAAGGGACAAUGGCAAGUGGCAUGAUGCUGUGCGGUCCGAGGGUAGCUACACGUCUCUUUUUUUUUUCUUUACUCAAGCUAAGAACAAUCGUCUUCGCCCGAAGACGACGCCAUAAGGACUGAAUCUGACAUUUCGCAAAGCGUAACACUGUGUUAUCAAGCCCCCGCUGGCUCUCCGCAACCGGAAAGGAAGAAAGUGCACGGGGGGAGAGUAUAGCUUAAAGUUUUUAGCACGUGGCUUUGCCUCGAUGGGCGCUGUGAAAUUGCAGUAUCCUACGCGGUGAAAACGGAAGAACAAUCACCGUUCAUAGUAAUUCGUUGCGGCACGUGUUAAUGUAUAUAAUACGUAACCCAGAAAAAAUACACAUAUAUAUAUACACAAACACACACAUACACACACCGUCGUUCCACAUGAACGAGCUGUGAAAAGGCAAAGAAACGACGGGAAGAGGUGAAGGAGGAAGAGAGAAUUCUGGGAGUGCAGCGAAACUGGGCUCGUUCGUCAACGUUUCGUCUCUUCGAGAGGGCGAUUCCCUCUCGUCGCGACCUCGCGUCGUCUUUCACGGACGGUGCCGGACUCGGCGCGAAUCGAGUGCCGGGACAAACGUAGUGCCGGACAACUACGCGCAACCCUUACCUCGUGUGUCUUGUUUUAUGGCUAAUGAAACAAAAAAAAAUAUCUCAAUCAAGCACUUUCUACAGAUUCUAUAUAUAUAUGUGUAUAUAUAAUGUAUACAUAUAUACAUAUAGAUAAUUAUGAUAAAAGAAAAAUACCCUUUUCCACACAACUUUAAGUAUAAAUCGUCUAUAUAUCGGUAUAUAUACAUUAUAGGUAUAUAUGCACAUAUAUAUAUGUAUAAAUAGACAUUCUCUCUUUUAUAUAUUUUUGUGAAACUCACGUGUGUAUAUAUACGAACGUACAUAUAUAAAGAAAAAAUAUACAUAUGUGUAAGAGAAAUACACAGAUACACCCAUACACAAAUACUUAAUCUUUUUUGACAUACACACACACACUCUCUCUCUUUCUCUCUCAUACAUUCUCUUUAUCUUUCUUUUCCCCGCCCUUCAACUGCGCGUACAUGUAUGUGUGCGCGUGCACACACGGACUCUUCGCUGGUAUACAGAAAACACGCACAUGUAAUCACACACGUAUGAGAACAGGCGUGUACGUAACGACGCACGCGCGCGCGCAGUCACACACAGUUGCAACCUACAAUUUGACAUUUACUUACGUACAUAUACGUAUAUACACAUCUAUAUACACGCACAUACACGCAAAGCCGAGAAUUAAGAUUGAAGGGGAUGAUUCGCGCGUGAGUGCGCGCGCGAGCGGACACAUACGUGAGACUGUUCUUCAAAAAAGUGGCAAAUAAAGUCGAAAGAUACGAAGAAAGACUAGAAAAAAAACAAAAAAAAAAAAAAAUAAUCGUGACGAUGACAAAAACGCGCGAUACGUAUCGAUUACCGCGAGACACCGAUUUCGCGCCCGAUCUUCAUACAUCGUCAGCCCGGAAACCCACAACUGAGGAUGCAAACAGUAAAAAAAAUAAAAAAAAUAAAAAAAAAGAGAGGAGGAGAUCACGAAGCAGACAGAUUAAAAACUAGCUGUGGUAGUCGCUGCCGUGUUUCGUAUUACGCAUACACCUUGUAUAAUCGUCGUCAUCGUUGCCGCCGCCGCCGCCGCCGCCGCUACUGCUGCUGCUGCUGCUGCUGCUGCUGUUUGCAAUAUCCACGUGCACUGUUCACUGCCACUGCAGUUCGUGUUAAUAUCGUUGUACAUAACUUUCUAUGUAUAGCUCGAGUGCGGCGAAAGAAAGAGCAAGGCGAGGCGCGCGAGUGGACACGCACCCUGCGAAGUACAAAGGACACGUAGCGUCGAUCGCGCAAACAGGACUGAGCUGCACUGACAAUCCGGAUCAACCAGCUUCCUGUCAACGAGUUAUCCUCCCUCUAUAAAGCACUAUGAUAACAUAGGUGGAGAAGGCAAACUUAACAACCUGAAUAGUUAAAUAUAUCGCGUAACCGCGCUCAUGUAGCACAACACGAAUAAAAUAAAUUUAAUUAAUCAGUUUCCUAAACCGGACGAUGUCGGUGCAACUAGUCCGAAGGAUAGCUCACGCAGAAUCUUCAAAUCUCGCGGUUCGCGAAAUAAUAUCAUGGAAAUCUAACUUCUACUCCUAAGAUAGUCUGAAAGCCGCAUACGGCAAAUAUAGUUUUGCACUAUUUAUCGUAUCACGUUUCUCUGCAUUGAGAUAGAAAGAAAAUUUUUACUAUUAAUCAGUUUAUCCGACAGAACAUUUUUUGUUUGUAUCAUUCAAACUGCGGUGGCAUACGCGGGUUAAUCGAAAUUUAAAUGGUGCAAAACUUGUUUGCAUGUGUAUAUAUUUUCAUUAGACUAAAAAGUUUUAAGUUGCAAAGUAAACGUUCUAAUUUUUUAUAGCAAUUAAAACUCUAUCACGUUACAUUUUUUAUACGAUAUGAACGUAAUUCCAUGGCACUUGCAAUGUAACAAAUGUCUUUCUUGAUUUCCCGAAGUACUUUAUUUGUAAAACAAGUAAGUAUUUUUGUAAUUAAAACAAUCACUAAAGUGUUAUACACGUGUGUUCUUGAUACAGAGUUUAUCUACAAUCACAUAGUGUUCAAAGUAUUUUAUAUUUGUUUGAAAGCACUUGGAAAAUCGGAUUUGUGACACAAUCGAAUUUGUAGUGAAACGAAAGACGAUUAGGCGAUAUAUGAGAUUAUAUUUCCGAUGCGAACUGAUUCAGUCGAGAACUUGCGCGCUUCGCCACGUUUCUCGCGCGCGGAACGGUACCCGUUUAAAUGGACAUUGUAUUUCCGCAGCGAUCGAAUUCCGUGCGUCUUUUCUCGUCUUUUCUCUUCCUCCCAGCCGAUUCUGAAAAUCUGGAAUCGAAAUUUCUUAUUCUCGUAAACUCGCGUGUUUCCUUACGCUGAAUGGAUUCACGCUGAACGGACGUGAUAAUCGGCGCUACGAAGCGACAAAUUUACAAAAGAGAAAAACUCGCGAGAAAUCUACGUGUAAAGCAAAAAUCUCGAUUGAAGAAACACGUAUCUGAUCGUAUUACGUUAUUCUUGAGAAACAUCUGUGUGUUUGUUUCUUUCCUCUCUUUUUGUUGUCAUCGAGUCUCUUAACGAACGAAAUGUUUAUCGACGAACCACGAGUUUGCGAGCGAGUCCUUCGCGUUUUGAGCGCCGGAGAAAGCUUCGAGAGAGCUUCGGCGACUCUGUCUCGCCUUGACGCGAUUCUAUACGAAAAUAAAACAAAUUCGUGCGUUAGAUUUUGUGGAAGUCGUUUAUCAAGCGACAAAAAAAAGAAAUCUCGUCGGAGCCUUGUGUAGAGUUUUAGAUGAUCGGUCAAGAUUCGCGUCGCGCGGGGCAAGCCAAAUAAAAGAAAUUUCAGCAGCUUCUAUUGAUUUAUUUCCUGAUGUUUGCACAUUUUAUCAUAUCUCUUUGACUUAUAUAAGAAAGAUUGUGAUGUUGAUGCGAAAGAUGAUUUCCGUGCGAUUACGAUUGUGAUAUUGCUUAAAAGUAAGUCAAUUGUGUAUUCCAUUCGGCGAAUUUGCAGAUUAUGCGAAAUACCUGCGGCUGGCCAAUCGCGCGUCGUGAAUCGCUCAUGCACUCUCUUUAAGAAUUAAAUCGUGCACCGAUUCAAUCGAUAUCAUCAACCGUAAUCAUGUUCUCGUUGCGUCGCGCGGAAUAAAUGUGACGCAUUUGUGUGUAUGUGGAACGUGUGUAUCUUAACGAAGUACAUACUUCGAAGUAUAUAUAUAUAUAUAAAUAAGCCCAUAAAAAAAUCGAACAAAGAACUCGAAGUAAUUCGAGAUAUAAAUAUAUAUAUAUAUAUAAAUAUAUAUAUAUAUAUAUGGAGAUUUAAAAAAAAUGUAUAAAGAGAGGGAAUUAAGGCGCGCUGAGCGUACGCCACCUUCAAUGCCUCAUUGACCUCAUCUAAUGCUUUUUUAUCUGUACAUUUACAAUUUGUGUACCAAUGAGGAACGUUGUUUAAUCAUGUUGUUGAUGUUAUUGUUAAAGAAUGAGAUUCAAUAUUGUACAUAACUAUAUAUUCAUUAUAAUUGAUGAUAUAAAUAAUUAUAUACAUAAAA
Linepithema humile (Argentine ant) is the source of this 9142-nucleotide messenger RNA. NCBI's taxonomy places the organism in Eukaryota, Metazoa, Arthropoda, Insecta, Hymenoptera, Formicidae. The record is from RefSeq and is a predicted model, not a curated record.